AUGCCGGCUGUGGCGAGAAGUGAGAAGGAGCGCACCUGGGUGCACAGCUACUUCCAGAAGUUAGUGGCGGAAGGCAGCCCGUGGUUGCAGACUCCACGACAGGCACCUUCUGCUGCUUUACGCAAUGGAGCUACUUCAGGUCGGCAAACUUCACAGAAGGAGAAGAGUCAACUCCGUCAGGCACUACGCAAUCGAGGUGGUGCCGCCGAGGUGGCCAACUCCAAUCCUUCAGCGAGUCCUGCCCGGUGCCUCAGGAAGGAUGUGAAGGAAGCAGCAUCCCAGGGUCGGACAUCCAGCAUUGGGACUUCUCGAGAUAGGAGGCCGAGCUGGGCACCCAGCGCCACCUCCAUGGUUGAGGGAGCAGUGGAGCAUUUCUCUCGCAUGGUCGAGGCAGUUCGCACUGCUGGGCCGGAGAUCUCGCCACCCGUGCCCCAUGCUGACCAGCUUUGCCAAAGUCUGCAGAAGCAGCUAUCGGAUCAGUUGUCGAACUGGUUCAUCGCCUUCUCACAGCGAUAUGAUGGACGCAUCCCGCCCCGGCUCACAAGCUUGGUGCAACGUGGGGAAAUGGAUAAAGCGCGGCUCCAGACGACGCUGGUUUGGCGCGGACUUGAGGUCCACUUGGAGCUGCAGCUUACGCCUGGGUCAAAGUCUGUGGCUGUGUCUGAUGCGUGGACAGAGGUCCUCUCAGAUGGCUUUGCGGACUGCCUUUCCUCAGCGCUGGCUUCCGCACGGGGGCAGCCCCUGGAGGUCUUGCUCGAAGCCUUGCUCGAU
Molecule: messenger RNA, 771 nt
Organism: Symbiodinium pilosum
Lineage: Eukaryota; Dinophyceae; Suessiales; Symbiodiniaceae
Source: the annotation of a GenBank genome assembly